Messenger RNA from Aspergillus niger, 2610 nucleotides. RefSeq lists its product as uncharacterized. Gene Ontology annotation, biological process: mismatch repair. NCBI's taxonomy places the organism in Eukaryota, Fungi, Ascomycota, Eurotiomycetes, Eurotiales, Aspergillaceae. Bases 1 to 2610 code for a protein of 869 amino acids. The record is from RefSeq and is a predicted model, not a curated record. Gene Ontology annotation, cellular component: MutLalpha complex. Gene Ontology annotation, molecular function: ATP-dependent DNA damage sensor activity; ATP hydrolysis activity; mismatched DNA binding. The transcript is spliced from 3 exons.
AUGUUUAUUCUGAGAUCUCUUCUAAUACAUACACUACAGAUCCAUCAAAUCCAAUCCGGUCAAGUCAUUGUUGACUUGUGCUCCGUUGCAAAGGAACUGGUCGAAAACAGUCUCGAUGCCGGAGCAACCUCGAUAGAAAUCCGCUUCAAAAACAAUGGCUUAGACUUAAUCGAAGUCCAAGACAACGGCAGCGGAAUCUCCCCCGAUAACUACGCCAACGUCGCAUUAAAGCACUACACCUCCAAACUCUCCUCCUACGAAGACCUCACCACGCUUCACACCUUCGGUUUCCGUGGCGAAGCGCUAUCUUCCCUAUGCGCAUUAUCCGACUUCCGCAUUACCACGGCGCAAGCAAACCAAGCUCCCAAAGCCACCCGACUUGAUUUCGAACCCUCCGGGAAAUUGAAAAAGACGCAGAUCGUCGCGGGGCAGAAAGGCACGACGGCCUCGGUGGAGAGUAUCUUCAAGGGAUUGCCGGUGCGACGGCGGGAGCUGGAGAAGAAUAUCAAGCGCGAAUAUGGCAAGGUCUUGAACCUGUUACAUGCGUAUGCGUGCGUCAGCACAGGGGUGCGCUUCAGCGUCCGGAAUUCGGUGGGCAAAACGAAGAAUGUGGUCGUGUUUAGCACGAACGGAAAUCAGACGACCAAGGAGAAUAUUGCCAAUGUGUAUGGGGCGAAGACACUUCUGGCGCUGAUUCCGCUGGAUUUGGCACUGGAGUUUGAGCCGUCUGCUGCGGCAGGGAGGAGAAUCACUGGGUCUGGGGAGUUGAACAAGCUCACAGUUCGCGGACAUGUCUCGAAACCGGUAUUUGGGGAGGGGAGACAGACACCGGAUCGGCAGAUGUUCUUUGUGAAUUCUCGGCCGUGCGGGUUGCCGCAGAUUGCAAAGGCGUUUAAUGAGGUGUAUAAGUCGUUCAACGUGUCUCAGUCGCCGUUUGUGUUUGCAGAUUUCCAUAUGGAUACAAACGCUUAUGACGUUAAUGUGUCGCCGGAUAAGCGGACCAUUCUGUUGCAUGAUGCGGGAGCGCUGAUUGAUUCGCUGAAGGAGUCGCUUGUGCAAUUGUUUGAGUCGUCGGAUCAGACGGUGCCUCAGUCGUUGGUUGUGGGGUCGAAGCCUGCCCCUACCCUCAAACAACGCUUGGGAAGCUUGCAGACUCAGACUCAGAGUCCGAACCGGCCUGCAGUGGAGGAUGCGGACUCCUCGGCGGCUGAUGAUCGGGAACCUGUGGGAAGCCAGGGGACCGGUGAAGUACAGUCGAGCUCACAGGAUCGGAUGAAGAGCUUCUUGAGCGGUCUUGGUGCCCGUGGCAGCAGCCCAGUUGUCUCCUCCCCUGCAGGCCGGGGUGCAUCAAGCGUACGAGACCAGCCUAUGCCUUCGUCACCUCAGGAUCAUCCUGAACCGAUGGAAGAGGACAAUGACCUCUUCGUAAGACAGGACUCUCCUGCCGAGCCACAGCCUCCCACACAAGGGGAAAUCGCGGAAGAAGCUCCUCGACAGCGUGAAGAUAAUAACUCGUCACAGGACACAGCUCCUAAAGAACCCUCGGUGUCGAUGCAGGUAGUCGACCCUUUGGAGGAGACACCAAAUACUAUCCAAAAUGCAGCAGCAUUGCCACAGGGCAACAAUAUCCAUCGUGCGAACAAGAUGAAUAAGGGAGCUGCUCACCGCGACUCUACUGUGCAGCUAAUGAGUACUAUCGAUGGCUCUCUUUCUAAGAUACGCUCACAACUAGGGCAGCUACAGGAAAGCCUUCGUCGUUGGGAAGAGCACCACGGUCCCUCCCAGAGUGAAGAUGAGACAGCAGCGCCACAAGAAACGGCAGAGGAAAGACUGUCUCUAACGGUUAGCAAAGACGACUUUGCCAACAUGCGGAUUGUCGGGCAGUUCAAUCUAGGGUUCAUCCUGGCUACGCGGUCAUCCACCGAUGACUCGGGGCCUGGAUCAUCAGCAAAAGACGAACUCUUCAUCAUUGACCAGCAUGCAUCUGAUGAAAAGUUCAACUUCGAACGACUGCAGGCAGAAACCGUGGUGCAGAAUCAGCGCCUCGUCCAACCGAAGCGCCUCGAUCUCACCGCAGUAGAGGAGGAAAUUGUCAUUGAGAACCAAGCCGCGCUGGAAAAGAACGGCUUUAUUGUAGAAGUGGACGAAAGCGGAGACGAGCCUAUCGGGCGCCGCUGCAAGUUAGUCUCGCUGCCUUUGAGCAAAGAAGUGGUCUUUGGGGUUCGGGAUCUGGAGGAGCUCAUUGUCCUUUUGUCGGAGACACCUACCAACGCUGCACGGUCAGCGACAGGGAUGUAUAUACCGCGUCCGAGCAAAGUGCGGAAGAUGUUCGCCAUGCGGGCCUGUCGGUCGAGCAUCAUGAUUGGCAAGACUUUGACGGUCAAGCAGAUGCAGAAGGUGGUGCAGAACAUGGGCACCAUAGAUAAGCCGUGGAACUGUCCCCAUGGCCGGCCGACUAUGAGACACUUGAUGAGUUUGGGGCAAUGGAAUGAAUGGGAUGAGCUGGAUGACGAGGAAGACCAACCGGUAGAUUCCUUGGAUAUAUGGCGAGGGUUUUACCAGGAAAUGGCUGCACAUAGUGAGGAGGAGGCUGAGGAAGCGGAGGAGUAG